Molecule: messenger RNA, 834 nt
Organism: Aspergillus lentulus
Lineage: Eukaryota; Fungi; Ascomycota; Eurotiomycetes; Eurotiales; Aspergillaceae
Source: RefSeq, a predicted model, not a curated record
AUGAAAGACUGCUGGCUAGCCAGCGUCUGCUCCUGCUACCAGCUUGUGCUGAACCCGAAGCGUACGCGGUGCCAGGGUCUGCAAGAGGCAUGCAAGGAAUCCGCCCAGCGGUUCGUCACCCACCUGUCCGGAUGGUUUGGCCGCGUGGUCUGCGAUGAAGGCCACGCGGCCAAGACCAUCCGGACACGAGUCCACCAGUCUGUCACGCGACUCGAGGCAGAGCAUGUCUGGUUCCUGACGGCGACCUCAACUCAUGGGACCCGGAGCGUCCCAGCCAUCACUUCAUCCACGAUCACAACUCCCAACACGCAUGCAGCAAUCCUGCCCUUUGUUCUGGAGCAGGGAACAAUACAAGACAUUCCUGGCAAUGCUACGCCCUCUCCACUCACGUUAGAGUUCGAACUCAUUUGGUCGACCACAGAAUUCAUGGACGGGAAGAACGAAGCCGCGCAUGAGCGAGCAGGAUUGUUCACCCGUCUGCGCGUAGCAAUGUCUGAUCUCCACGAUUACUCCCCCAACGGUGUGGACUCAGCAGUCAGUGCCAGCUCCCAAUUGAGCCCGUCCUCUGUUUCAUUACUUCGACUGCCAUCACCAGGACAUACACGACCAGGAAGCAAACCGAGCAAAACCCAGGAUUUUGAAUUGCAAACUCUCAAGUGCAAACUUUCUCCUAAGAUUGUUGCCAUGGUGCUUGACGGAGACACAUGGCAACUUCAGCCCACAGUUAACACAGCGAAAGAACAACCGGGAUGGAACAAGUUCAGCUACCAAAUAGAGAUGUCCCUUGUUGUUCGAUUGAUCCGGAACCAUCCGGUCGCGAAACUAACAGGGUAG